This is a messenger RNA of Sycon ciliatum, 4441 nucleotides long. RefSeq names its product KH homology domain-containing protein 4-like. The transcript has 23 exons. Gene Ontology annotation, cellular component: nucleus. Gene Ontology annotation, molecular function: RNA binding. Lineage: Eukaryota; Metazoa; Porifera; Calcarea; Leucosolenida; Sycettidae. The record is from RefSeq and is a predicted model, not a curated record. Bases 227 to 2980 code for a protein of 917 amino acids.
UCAGAUCAUGCUGUUUUCCUCCCUCAUGAUUGUUCUUUCUGCUAUUUCCUGAGUUAUUCCUUCUCUCUUGAACUUGGAUGGAAGUGACGAGCCCUCUACAUUGUAAUCAACAAAGCAACUUUCUUGCUAUGAGCGGUUUCGCCACAUUUAUUGGAACCUAAGACAGUUGGAACAAGCAGAGUUUUGCUGCACGUAAAUUUCUAUUUGCGAUUAUUUUUUUCCUACUAUGAGUAAACGUCGCAGUAAAUGGGACCAGCCAACCGGCGGGGGCAAUGAUGGACAAGCUCAGAAUGAACCCAUUACUUCAACGAGUGCUCCCAUGUCCUCUGUCGCCGUCACCAGCGCGAACGCGGGAGCAGGGCUGGUGCCGAAUCCCGCAGCUGCUGCGGCAGCUGUAGUCAGCGCAGUGCAAGCGAAUCCCGCCGCGGCAGUCAGCGUAGUGGCGCUUGCUGCAGCGGCCAGAAUCAAUGCGCUGCUGGCGUCGCAGGGAAAGCUGGCCCAGAACACUAGGCCUGUCAUUCGACCUAUGAUGACUGAUGGUGCAGCGACCGGGCCGACUAUGGGCACCGCAGGUCUUGGUGGUGCUCCGCUCACGGGGGCCAACGCAGUCGGUCUGAAUCCAGCUGGAGCUGCGAGGACGUUGGCGGAUGCAGGCGCAACGGAUAUUGAACCUGCUUCACCGUGCCGGUACAACGCAGAAGUGGAAAUCAACGAUUAUCCAAACAGGGCUGUCCUGACAAAGACCGUUAUUCUCCUGGAUAUCAAGCGGCAAACUGGUGCGUUCGUAUCGCCGCGAGGUCGCUACAUGACCAAGGAAGAGAAAGGCCAAGCGGCCAAUGAUGAGAAACCUCAGUAUUUAUUCAUACAGUCGGAUGAGCAGUCCAAGGUUGAUGCCGCUGUGGCUCGCAUCAAUAAUUUGCUGGGAAUCAAAACAACUCCAAAGCCAGCUGCUACCUCCGGGGCGUCAUCAUCGUCGUCAUCCUCGUCCGACAAGAACAAUUAUUCACAGAUCUACACGAAGGGGCACUAUGUGCAAGAGAAGCUAUUCAUUGGACUGGAACUGGCACCUGAAGGCUUCAAUGUGAUUGAACGCAUUCAAGGCCCCGAUGGGCAGUAUUUGAAGCACAUUCAAAAUGAAAGUGGUGCUAAGGUUGUAUUGCGAGGUCGUGGUUCUGGAUUCAUGGAGCCUACCUCUGGUCGAGAAUCCUUCGAGGCUAUCCACCUUUACAUCAAUCAUAGCACAAAGGACGGUCUGGCAAAUGCCAAGAAGCUGUGCCAGAAUCUGAUUGACACAAUUCGCCAGGAGGCGGCCACCUUCGCUCCGGCUUAUGCGCCGGCCGGUUUUGGCUCCGGCUAUGGAUAUCAGCCGCUUCCUGGGCCACAGCAGAUGCCUCAGCGGCCCACUGCACCGCGCGGAUCCUACUCUAACAUUCCGCCACCUGGCACUGCUCCACCACACCAAGCGUCUGCUGGUCCUGGCAGCAAUUCCAGCUAUGGACAGCAGCCACCUUACCACCAGCAGCAGCAACCGCCUCAUCAGCCUUACGGAGGACAACCACCGCCCUAUGGCCCACCACCACCUGCAGGUGGGGGCCCGCCACCUUACCAACAACAGCCCUAUGGCCAUUACGCCAACCAACCCGCGCAUCAACAGCAGUACAUGCCCCCGCCUGGUCAGGGUCCUCCACCCCCGGGUCAGGGACCUCCACUUCCCCCGCCUCCCGGACAGGGUCCUCCGCCCCCGCCGCCCACAGGGCCGGGCGAAGACCGGCAGGACAGCAGUGGCCAGGCAGAUGGAGCAAGCUCUCAGCAGGGACAGGCUUCCUCCUCGCAGCAUGCACCCCAGCAACAACAACAGCAACCAUCGCAGUAUCAAGCUCCUAAUCAACCACCGGCGCAGCCAAUGCCCCACUACAACCACCACCAACAGCAGCAUCCGCAGCAACCGCAGCAGCAGCAGCAGUACGGCAACUACAACCAGCAGGCGUACGCUGCACCCCCUCCUCCACCACCCUCUCAGGCUGGUGCUCCUCCACCUGCCAUGUAUGCACCACCACCACCACCUCCUCCUUCACACGGCCAAGCUCCCAUGUCGGGCAUGAAUCAGCUUCCCCCACCACCUGGUCAUGCUGCUGCUCCUCCACCCUAUCAAGGCCCUGGUUCAGGCAUGCCAUUCGCGGCGCCGCCACCGCCACCAACAGGCUCCUAUCAACCGGGUCCACCUCCACCACCUAACCCUCCUAUGCGUCCUCCUGUGCCACCUGGACUGCCAUUUGCACCUCCCCCGGCCGCGACGGAGAGCCAAGCAACUCAGCAGCCGCCUCCACCACCUGAACCAGCAGCUCCGGCCGAGCCGCCCAAGCGUAGAUUCAUGGAGAAGUUAGCAUCGGGCUCUACCGCAGCUCCAACUAGCACAGCUACCCAAGCGCCUGCAGCUCAGCCGUACUCUAUGGCACAGUCAAUGAGCACGGUACCACCACCACACACGUCCAAGGACUCAACGGCAUCACAGCCACGGCAGGAUAUGACGACGACAACGCCUAGCUCGUCCCAGCCAGUGCCACCGCCGCCGCCGCCAGACAGUCACGAUUACUCUACCGCACCGGCCGUUCUGCCACCGAGCGGCCAGGAGACCAAUCAAAGCUCAUCUCAGCGAGAGGCACGACAGUCCGGUCCCACUCGCCCGAUGCCCGCACCUGCACCGGAAGCACCGAAACCAGCGGCGAACUUCUCCGAUCGCAGCAAGUGGAAAGUGGUGUCGACGACACGCGUGCCUGCCUCAGGGCCGAGCAGUGUGAAACGCCCGGCAGUAGCGUCCAUUCCCAUGAACGCCAAGAAGGCCAAGCCGGCAGUGACGUCGACAACGGUGUCCAGUGCCGGCAUUGCCUCGCUGAGCGCCUACAGCGAUGACUCGGAUUCUGACGAUGACGCCGCCGCCAGCUCCGCUAGCCGACCGUUCUGGGCUGCACCGCCGGAGUAGGUUAACGCUGUGCUCGCUCGCCCACCACCAUCAUCGGAGGAGGAGCUUCACAAGGACGCGCGUCGUCGUGUGAGUGCGCUUUCGCUGUGUUGGUCCGCUCUUGAUAAGUUACUAGCACCACGCCAGUCUCUGGCUAGCUCUGUCUGUCCAAUGCUGUUGAAUGUUGCUGCUGCUGACGGUGCCAAUGCCAGUGGUGUUGAACGCAACACUGUGGCUAUGGCUCAAGACCUGCUUUGCCGUCAACGUGUGUCAACACUGUGCCUGGCAGGUGUGGUGUCCAUGGUUGCCAUGGGUACAGACCUGACCCACUCCAUUGUGGAUUGUUAGUUGCCAUGGGUACAGACCUUGCCCACUGCAUUGUACCCAUGGUUGCCAUGACACAGACCUUGCCCACCACUCAACAGGUCAGAUGGUUUUUUUGUGGUUCUAGAAUGUAGUACCCGUCGCACAGGCGAUGGGUGCUUUUGCUGGUACAGGCGAGUGAAAUUUCAAGACUCAUUCAGCGGUAGCAACACAUACUCUGCUGAUCAAAGCUGGUGGUGGUGGUGGUGGUGGUUGUGUGGUUGUGUGUGUGUGUGUGUGUGUGUGUGUGUGUGUGUGUGUGUGUGUGUGUGUGUGUGUGUGUGUGUGUGUGUGUGUGUGUGUGUGUGUGUGUGUGUGUGUGUGUGUGUGUGUGUGUGUGUGUGUGUGUGUGUGUGUGUGUGUGUGUGUGUGUGUGUGUGUGUGUGAGAGAGAGAGUGUGUGGGUGUGUGGGUGUGUGUGUGAGAGAGAGAGAGAGUGUGUGUGUGUGUGUGUGUGUGUGUGUGUGUGUGUGUGUGUGAGAGAGAGAGAGAGAGAGAGAGAGAGAGAGAGAGAGAGAGAGAGAGAGAGAGAGAGAGAGAGAGAGAGAUAGUGCGUGCGUGCGUGCGUGCGUGCGUGUGUGGACGGCAUUUCUUGUAGGGUUUGGCUAGGAAUGUUUCAUAUUCGCCUGUACUGCAGUCUGUAGGUUUGUGGACUCGUUUGCAAAGAACUCCUUGACAUACUUUUUGACUUGGCUACUACUGUUAACUAAUGGCCAGACUUGCCCUGUAAUAAUUGUUGCCGCUGCUGUCGCUGUUUCUCUGUACAGCAGUAGACCCUGUUCUGGCAUUGUUCUUUUGUCACUGUUGGAGCAUGUGCUGUGAUGCUAUGUGUGUAUGUGCACGUGCGUGGCUGUGCUUUUUCUUUUGCAUUUCCGCUGACCAACGAUCCAGCAUUCUUUUCUUUGCUUCUUCUUGCUAGUGCCGGUGUGUGGAGUUUCCUUUCCAUGUCCUGCUUCGUAAAAUGCUACUUUCUCCACUGGCAUCAAUCAUGUACUUACAUGUACUGUGUAUAUGUUUGACUGGUCGGCAUUCUGUUUUGAACUACACUGUACAGUGUGCUUACAUGCACCUCCUUCAUACAAUUUCCGAAUUUCGUUACUCCCUGGGCAUGACUACAUCA